Messenger RNA from Ricinus communis (castor bean), 1312 nucleotides. RefSeq lists its product as uncharacterized. The transcript has a single exon. The record is from RefSeq and is a predicted model, not a curated record. Lineage: Eukaryota; Viridiplantae; Streptophyta; Magnoliopsida; Malpighiales; Euphorbiaceae. The coding region runs from base 115 to 1050 and encodes 311 amino acids.
UGUAAUGACUUGCAUUUGAUGUUGCUUUUGACAUCAAAACGUUCAUAGUUUUGUUCCCAUUUGAGAUUUCGGACAUAACAUUUCAAGUCCUCCAACAUUACCAUAUUGCUGCCAAUGUCUUUCCCACAUCCGUUGAGAGCCUUCUCGGUAGGGGCUCAAUCAACAACACAGUUGGCAGAUAAAAUAACAGACGACCCUGGAGUCAACAAAACCCCUCAGAGCACCGUAACUUGCGUCUAUCAAAUCCAUAUUUCUGGAUAUUGGUGCAAUGUAACAGUUCUAUGGUGCAAAAAUCUUAUGAAUCAUUCCCUCAACCUCAUCUUAAAUAAUCCUGAAAGCGGCCAAAUUUUUUACAGCUGCAAGAUUGACCUUAAGCCUUGGCUUUUUUGGAGCAAAAAAGGGUGCAAGUCCUUUGACCUUGAAGGUUCCCAAGUAGAUAUUCAUUGGGAUCUGCGCUCAGCUAGAUUUUCCAGUAGCCCCGAACCAUAUGGUGAUUAUUACGUAGCCUUAGUCUCUGACGGAGAGGUUGUAUUAUUGUUGGGAGAUCUCAAGAAGAAAGCCUAUAAGAAGACAAAAUCUAGACCAGCACUUGUAGAUCCUACCUUAUUUUACAAGAAGGAAAAUGUCUUUGCUAAAAAAUCCUUCUCUACCAGAGCUAAAUUUGACGAAAGGAAACAAGAGCACGACAUUGCCGUGGAAAGUUCUACUGCAGGACCUAAAGACCCUGAAAUGUGGAUUAGCAUAGAUGGAAUCGUAGUAAUUCAUGUGAAGAACUUGCAAUGGAAAUUCAGAGGGAACCAAACUGUUAUCGUGAAUAAGCAACCGGUGCAAGUUUUCUGGGACGUGCACGAUUGGUUGUUUAAUACCACAGGAACAGGUCAUGGCUUGUUCAUAUUUAAACCAAGGUCAGGAGAUUCUGAUGAUGACAGAGACGACAGCACUCAUGGUACCAAUAGCGAUACCAGCGACGGGAGCAAGUAUUUUUCAACCAAAAGCACCACACCGAUCCCUGAAUUCUCCCUUUUUCUUUAUGCAUGGAAGAUAGAGUGAAUUACAUUCUAUGUAUUUGACAAUGGCUAAACCGAGCAUGAACAUGAACAUAGGUAUUCUCAUUCAUUGUCUAGAUCUAUUUCCAUGUCAGUAGAAUUUAAGCUGUAAAAAUCAGUCAUGCCCCUUUUAAUCAUGUAUAUUAAAAUCUUAUAGAUCCACUAGGAAGAAACAUUCAUCUUCAUUGAGUAGUUGUACCCUGUGCAGUUGUUAUAUAGACCUUGAUGCUGAGUUUAAUCCAUGGAUUUUUAAGAGAUAUCCCAUA